AAAAUACUUUUAAUCGAAACAAGAAUUCUUCGAGUAAGGUUGUGACAGUUAAUUUAAGUAAAGAAAGAACUAAAAAAACAGUAAAGUGCUGUAAAAACAAAUAACAAACAUUCCUAUCGUACUGAAAUUCUGAGAAGAGGCAACUAAUGGAUGUUAUAGUGAUAGGAUGUGGUGCGUCCGGUUUGGCAGCACUGAGGCGGCUGCACGAAGCCGGCCUAAAGGUCCUCGGUUUAGAGGCUGAUGACAGGAUCGGCGGUAGAAUACGCACCGUGCAAUUCGGGGAGUGCGCGUUGGAUUUAGGCGCGGCCUGGUGUCAUGGGGAAAAAGAUAACGUUGUAUUCGAGCUGGUUAAUCCGUUAGGUCUUCUGGGAAGACCUAAACCGGAUCAUAAAUGGUACGUCCUUUCCAACGGAGAACUGGUAGAUGAAGACAAAAGCGAGGCAUUGAUCGGUGCUCUGAAUCAAGAAGUUGGUAAAGCUGAUAAGAAUAGCAAGAAAUCUAUAUCUGAAUGUGUGCGUACGGCGUUAAAGUCCAACGCAACUUUAAAGAAGGAACCUCAACUAGCCAAAUCCUUCGUAGAUUGGUUUGAGAAGAACAACCAUUUGGGAGGUCAAGCUGACCCGCGACAGGGGAAGUCUCUCAAAGGCCUCGAGGAAUGCUGGGGUUGCGAGGGAGAGUUCAUGUUAAACUGGAAGGGAAAAGGCUUUAAAACACUUCUGGAUGUUUUAUUAAAUAAAUAUCCCGAUCCAUCAAAAGCAAUUCCGGUUGAGAUACUACUGAACAAAGAGGUGGAGAGUAUCAAAUGGCGGACUACACAGCCAGGACUCGAACCCGAAAACCCUCUGGUGCACGUAAAAUGUAAAGACGGCAGUCUCUACGCUGCCAAGAGUGUCAUCGUCACCCUAUCUGUUGGGGUGCUAAAAGAAAGACACAACCAACUCUUCAAUCCGCCACUACCGGCCGAAAAGGUCACAGCUAUUAACACACUUCAACUGUGUGUUUUAGACAAAAUAUACAUAGAGUUUACAAAACCAUGGUGGCCUAAAACUCCAGCUUGCUUGUCCCUUCUCUGGCGAGAUGAGGAUAAGGGAAACUUUGCUAACGAAGAAUGGGUGACAGAAAUAUGUGCAUUAAAUACUGUUGAGUACCAACCGAAUCUACUCCUAGCCUGGAUAUACGGCCGUGGCGCUCAGGAGAUGGAGAAAUGUAGUGAAGAUGAAGUGAUGGCAGGAGUCACUAAAUUGAUGGAAAUAUUUAAGAAGCAGUUCAAUGUGACACCGAUUAAAGCUAUUAAAAGAUCGCAAUGGGCAUCCAAUCCGUUAGCCCGUGGUGCCUAUUCAUACCGCAGUGUCGCCACUGAGGAAGAGGGCGGGAGUGCGGUCACUCUCAGCGAGCCUCUGUAUCACGGCGGGAAAUUCCCCGUGGUGUGUUUCGCGGGAGAGGCAACUUCCCACCAUAGACACUCGGCUGUACACGGCGCUGUUGAAGCCGGGUUUAGAGAAGCUGACAGAUUGGUCGCCAUAUUGAAAAAGAAAUGAUCGCUGUUCUAAAUUCAAACUUUAUGGCGAGACUACGAACGAUUUUACCGUGAGAUGUGUUUGACAUAUAUUGCUGUCUCUAUUUAAAAAAAAAACAUGAGAGGGAUGAUAUGCUGCCCCAACGCAUGCUUUCCUCCAUCCACAAUGGACCAUUUGAAGACAUACGCUCGCAGCUAAUAUAGAGCCGCCAUAAAGUUUGAA
This is a messenger RNA of Papilio machaon (common yellow swallowtail), 1739 nucleotides long. Its product is annotated as spermine oxidase. NCBI's taxonomy places the organism in Eukaryota, Metazoa, Arthropoda, Insecta, Lepidoptera, Papilionidae. Gene Ontology annotation, molecular function: polyamine oxidase activity. The coding region runs from base 147 to 1538 and encodes 463 amino acids. The record is from RefSeq and is a predicted model, not a curated record. The transcript is spliced from 7 exons.